CACCUCUGGGAAACUUAGCAUCCUGUUCUCCACAUCGCGAGUACGGUGAAUUUUCUCGCGAACGGUAUACACGUACUUCUCGACACCAAACGGAUUCCAUUCGAGGCGCGUAUCAGAGGCCAAGGUUGCUUUCACGCGGGCUUUGUUCGAGAAUCGAAGACAAGGGUGAGAGGGAAGAAUAUAGAGGAAGGAAAGAGAGAGAAAGCGAGAGUCUAGCACGUGGGCGAUCACGGAAGAACGACCGAGAAACCGGCCUUUUGCACCUCUCUCUCGCUCUUCGUUCAACGGAAAGGAUACGGGGGAAAGUGGGAAAGGACAGCACGAAGGCGCCGCGGCGGUGCUGAGAGUGCACACCAGCACAGGAGGGUAAUGCGCUUGGUGACCGGAAGUGAAAAGCCCCGGGCGGCCUAUUCUUUCCCUCGGUCCUGUUCCUCUCGCGGCUCGUUUCUGCGGUCGUUCCGUAACCAGGCAAGCGGAAGAACGCGACGACAACAGGGACAGAGGCAGGGCCAACAAUUCGGAGCCUUGUCGGCGGCCCUCCGGGAAACAGAGCUGCGCAGAUUGGACGGCGGGAAGAGAGAAGAACGUCAACGAAACCGGCAACCACGGCCAAAAGGGAGCGCCUCGUCCAGGACGGCGCUCUUCUAACGGCGAUAGAAAGGAGUUAUGGUGUCUCGCACAUGCGAUGACUGCGGCGGCAGCCGUGGCACUGUGGCAUCGUGCCCACCUUUACAAGGCGAUCGUUUGCGUCGUCCUCGCGCUGAUCGCCAUUCAGUAUUUACUUAGCGGCGUGAUCGAUCGCCGUUCAAUCGAAACGAUUUUCACCAUUAACACUACUAGGUAUGCCGAUCGAACGUACAGGCAUCAUCCGCGAGGUCUGAUCAUAUACGGGCCCGUGACGGCGCCGCCGAGUAUACUCGGCAACGUCAAUGUUACCGCGACCAGUUUGCAUUGGGCCGGCAGGAACCAAUCGAACUUCACGAAAUUGGAAGCGGUUUCUUCGACAGGAAACGCAUAUAUCGUCGGAAGCUCGGUGGAAGCUUCGACGGGGAACUCGACGGCGAACAGCACCGUGCUGCAACGAUGUCCACUCAUUCCUCCGAAUCUUGUUGGACCACUGGCCGUCAGCAAAUCGCCACCGGAGCUGUCUGCGAUCGAAAAGGGGUUCACCGACGUGAAACCAGGCGGCAGAGGAUACCCAGCGGAUUGCGUCGCCAGACAUCGUGUUGCCAUCGUUAUACCGUUUCGAGACCGACCGCAACAUCUUCAGGCGUUGCUCUACAACCUUCAUCCGAUGUUGCUCCGUCAACAGAUCUACUAUCAGAUAUUUGUGGUCGAGCAAAAGGGCAGCGAGUCCUUCAACCGGGCGAUGCUGAUGAACGUGGGCUACAUCGAGGCAUUGAAGGAACGACCUUUCGACUGUUUCAUUUUUCACGACGUUGACCUACUUCCGGAGGACGAUAGGAAUCUGUACACCUGCCCCGAGCAGCCCAGGCAUAUGUCGGUUGCAGUCGACAAGUUCAAAUACAGACUACCGUACGCCGAUUUGUUCGGCGGUGUCUCGGCGAUGUCGCGCGAACAGUUCCGUCUGGUGAACGGAUUCAGCAACGUGUUCUGGGGUUGGGGCGGCGAGGACGACGACAUGGCGAAUCGAAUAAAAGCCCACGGUCUCCACAUUUCACGGUAUCCGGCGAACGUCGCGCGGUACAAAAUGCUAACGCACAAGAAAGAGAAGGCGAACCCGAAAAGGUACGAGUACUUGAAAACGGGCAAGAAAAGAUUCACCACGGACGGACUGAGCAAUCUCCAGUACGAGCUGGUCGACAAACAAAAGCCGAAAUUAUACACUUGGCUUCUGGUGAAGUUGACCCCUCCCCAACCCAGCUGAUGGCUCUCGUGGAUCGGGUAGCGAACGAGUCCCGAAGAAUUCUACGCUCGUGACACGCGACCCGUAUUCGGUUCCAAUGAAUGACACGCCGCGGAUUUUCACGGAACCGAUUCGAACGAAACAGCGAACAGAGAGGGAGCAAAGGAAGGAGAAUGCUUGUCCGAGCUGUACGGCUGCACGUCGAAUCGCGUUAAAACGGUCCCCGACGAUUUCUUCUCGAAUCGUACCCGACUUCGAUCGAAACAGGCGAGAUUCGAAACGAAAGAUUUCCAACCCCCAACGGACUACCAGCGAGGAAUCGCGUGUAAAGGGUUGGAAUCGCUUGACAUCCUCUCGCGAGUGUUGGUUUCUCUCGCGACAGCCCGCGCGAUCGCUGUCCUCGUAAGCCCCCGGUCGCCGGUUUGGAAACCGAGAGAAACGUUGUUACGUGAUAUAUUUUUAUUCCUCGUAUUUUUUUAUCGCAACGAUAGGCUAG
Messenger RNA from Dufourea novaeangliae, 2363 nucleotides. Its product is annotated as beta-1,4-N-acetylgalactosaminyltransferase bre-4-like. The transcript has 7 exons. Gene Ontology annotation, biological process: glycosphingolipid biosynthetic process; carbohydrate metabolic process. Bases 686 to 1888 code for a protein of 400 amino acids. NCBI's taxonomy places the organism in Eukaryota, Metazoa, Arthropoda, Insecta, Hymenoptera, Halictidae. Gene Ontology annotation, molecular function: N-acetyl-beta-glucosaminyl-derivative 4-beta-N-acetylgalactosaminyltransferase activity. The record is from RefSeq and is a predicted model, not a curated record.